Hemibagrus wyckioides is the source of this 3436-nucleotide messenger RNA. It is a transcript of the gene jupa, whose product is annotated as junction plakoglobin a. Lineage: Eukaryota; Metazoa; Chordata; Actinopteri; Siluriformes; Bagridae. Gene Ontology annotation, biological process: positive regulation of transcription by RNA polymerase II; cell adhesion. Bases 196 to 2364 code for a protein of 722 amino acids. The transcript has 16 exons. The record is from RefSeq and is a predicted model, not a curated record. Gene Ontology annotation, cellular component: adherens junction; catenin complex. Gene Ontology annotation, molecular function: alpha-catenin binding; cadherin binding; protein phosphatase binding.
UUUCACUCUCGGGGGGCGGAGCUUUGGCUCGAGCCCUGCCUGUAUCUUUCGUGUCUGCUCGGAAUUCAGGGGAAGAGCUGGACACAAGCUGGUCCUUCGGCGGAAGUUUCGAGUAGAAGUCUGAUUUUUUUUUGUUUUUUCGAGACAUCUACAGAGAGAUUUUAAUAUUUGGCCUCGUUCUGCGCCAAGGAAGCAAUGAUGGCAAUGCAAAUGGGUGAACAUGAUGGUAUGGUGAAGGUUACAGAGUGGCAAAAGACGUAUUAUACAACGGAUUCAGGCAUCCAGUCGGGAGCCACCACAGUGCGUACAGAUGACGAUGGGACAGAGUACAACAAGAAAUACACCUACACCACCACCACAGUUACUGAGAACCCUGCAGACAUGGAGGCACAGUACACCAUGACCAGAGCCCAGCGCGUGAGGCAAGCCAUGUUCCCUGAGACUAUGGUGGAGGGGACGACCGUUUUGUCCACCCAGGUGGAUUCAACCCAGCAGACCAACGUGCAGAGGCUGGCCGAACCUUCACAAAUGCUCAAGGCAGCCAUCAUCCACCUGAUUAACUACCAGGAUGACGCCGAGCUGGCAACCCGCGCCAUUCCUGAGCUCACCAAACUCCUCAACGAUGAUGACCAGGUGGUGGUGAGCAAGGCGGCGCAGAUUGUGAACCAGCUGACGCAGAAGGAGGCGUCCCGGCGUGCUCUGAUGCAGUCGCCCCAGAUGGUGGCGGCUGUGGUGAGAGUCAUGCAGAACACCAGCGAUAUGGACACGGCCCGCGCCACCACCAGCAUCCUGCACAACCUGUCACACCAGCGUGAGGGCUUACUGUCCAUCUUCAAAUCAGGAGGCAUUCCUGCACUGGUGCGCAUGUUAAGCUCUCCUUUGGAGCCAGUGCUGUUCUACGCCAUCACCACACUCCACAACCUGCUUCUACACCAGGAGGGGGCCAAGAUGGCCGUACGUCUGGCGGACGGCCUGCAGAGGAUGGUGCCACUCCUGAAGAAAUCCAACCCUAAGUUCCUGGCCAUUACUACAGAUUGCCUUCAACUUCUUUCCUAUGGCAACCAGGAGAGCAAGUUGAUAAUCCUGGCUAACGGAGGCCCUGAUGCCUUGGUGCGGAUCAUGAGUAUGUACAACUAUGAGAAGUUGCUGUGGACCACCAGCCGCGUACUGAAAGUGCUGUCAGUGUGUCCUAGCAACAAGCCGGCCAUCGUAGAGGCUGGUGGAAUGAGUGCUCUGGGAAAGCAUGUGACCGGCUCUAGUCAGCGGGUGACACAAAACUGUCUGUGGACUCUGAGGAACUUGUCUGAUGCUGCCACCAAACAGGACGGCCUGGAAGGGCUGCUGCAGAUUUUGAUCGGACUCCUCGCCAACGAUGACAAGAACGUUCUGGCUUGCGUGUCUGGAACCCUGUCGAAUCUGACGUGCAAUAACGCCCGUAACAAGACAUUUGUAAGCCAGAACAAUGGUGUUGAGGCUCUGAUCCAUGCGCUGCUGCGUGCUGGAGAAAAGGAGGAUGUGGCUGAGCCCGUCACCUGUGCCCUGCGCCACCUCACCAGCCGCCACCAAGAUGCCGAGCUGGCACAGAAUGCUGUGCGCAUGCACUACGGCAUCCCGCCCAUCGUCAAACUGCUCAACAAGCCACACUACUGGCCUGUUGUUAAGGCAGUGGUCGGCCUGAUCCGUAACCUGGCGCUGUGCCCAGCCAAUCAGCCACAUCUCAGAGACUCUGAUGCGAUUCCCAAACUGGUCAGUCUGCUAAAAAACGCCCACCAGGACGCUCAGAAGCACGGUUCAGCCAGCCAGCAAACUUACCAGGAUGGUGUGAGAAUGGAGGAGAUUGUGGAAGGUUGCACAGGAGCGCUGCAUAUCUUGGCCAGAGAUCCUGCUAAUAGAGCCAUGAUCACUGAUUUGAAUACCAUCCCACUGUUUGUGCAGUUGCUCUACUCCCCAGGAGAUAACAUUAAGCGGGUGGCUGCUGGAGUGCUCUGUGAGCUGGCUCUGGAUAAGAAUGCAGCUCUCUUAAUUGAUAGCGAGGGUGCCGCUUCCCCGCUCAUGGAACUGCUGCACUCCAACAAUGAGGGCAUCGCAACAUACUCGGCUGCCGUGCUCUUCCGCAUCUCCGAGGACAAAAACGCUGAUUACAGGAAACGCAUGUCGGUGGAGCUCACUCACACUCUGUUCAAACAUGAUCCAGCAGCGUGGGAAGCGGCGCAGAGUUCAAUGAUGAUGGAUCCUGGCUUUAUGCAAGAAGAUCCUGACCUUCGCUUUGCUAGUGUCGGGUUUGGAGGAUAUGAUGGGGAAAUGGGUGACGAUUACCCACAAGCCUUUGACACAAUGGGCCGAGGCUACACUGAUGCUUGCUAACAGAAUACUAAUGUUUCAAGAAGAGCACUAAUCGAGGAAACGCUUCGUGAGUGAAGACGAGGGACAAGCGGCUCUGCGCACACACACUACUGUAUGAUAUGCAGCGAUCACUGUGCUGUGAGGGGAGGAAUGGCAUAUUACUCAACACUGCCUUCUCACACAUUGAAUACACACAUUGUCUUACCUUCUUUUUUUUUUUUUUUGUAGAAAAUGUAUUUUAAGGGUUACUUGGGGGUUUGUAAACUCAUUACACAAGAGGAACGGUAAUCUACCAAAGAGAUUUUAUCGAUUAUACUCAGUUUUGUUUUUUCUUAAGCACAUAGAGAAAGCUGGCAGCACUGAGACGGAACAGUGCAAAUCAAUUGACCCCAAUUCAGCUUUAAGCUUUAUCCACUGAGGUUUUAUGGGUUUUAAGGGACAGAUAAGCACAUAAACGUAACCUCUCUUCCCACAGCACAGCUUUGUUAAACCCACCAUAGGGCUGAGCAUUCUAACACAUCGUAGUGUUAUAUUAACUCAAGCUUUUAAACUCGAGCAUUUGUGCCAUAAUGAUGGACAUGUGACUUGCAAACUUACUUUUUAUCAGUUACUAAAGUCAUUGUAGUGCAAAUUUCUAUACUUUAUUCUGGCUUCUUUUUUUCUUCCUUGCACAGCAGCCACAAAAAUAAAUGAUUGUACUUUUUAAUCACGUUUAAAAUCUUAUUUUCUCCAGAGCAUUGGGUAAUAUUUUUUUUCCCCCCUCCCACCUUGUCCAGUUCUGCCCCCUGCUGCACCAUGUGGUCAUGUUUUAAAAUGUUUUGCCUACUGAUCAUGAUGUUCAUUUCUCCUGUAUCACAUCAUAACACUAUCGACUAAACAGGAUUCUACAACAGUCAAGCUGUGGCCAGGUUCAAGAGUUGAUUAUAGUUUUUUUUUUUUCCCCCUUUUAGAUUCUAGAUCAUUGGCAUUACACAAUGAUGAUUAACUCUGAGUGGGAAUGUUGGAUGUGUGAUAAUUGUCUUUAUAGUGUUUCUACAUCAUACUUUAUAACAAAAAAAAUCUACAAAAUAAAAUCAAUCAGUUACUAACUGAA